Molecule: messenger RNA, 2757 nt
Organism: Aspergillus chevalieri
Lineage: Eukaryota; Fungi; Ascomycota; Eurotiomycetes; Eurotiales; Aspergillaceae
Gene: RAD16
Product: DNA repair protein RAD16
Exons: 10
Coding region: 1-2757 (918 amino acids)
Molecular function (GO): ATP binding; ATP-dependent chromatin remodeler activity
Source: RefSeq, a predicted model, not a curated record
AUGGGACGCAGGGCCGCUGUGGUAGUGAGGACUGAUCCAGCUCUGUUGAACGAUACGUCCUCGAAUAAUUCCGCUCCUGCUAGACGCACGUCCGCGAGACUGGCCUUGUCUCGAGCCAAUGCCGACGCAAAUAAUGCCCAGGCUACUGGCCGAAACCGCAGUCGGCAGUCGCUCCAGGUUGCUGUCCCGGUGAAGAAUCUAUCGGCCUCUCAUACCUCUUCGUCACGUUCGUCAGUCGAGAAUGGUUCACGCAGUACUCCGGCAACCAGUGUCGCUAUCACGCCCGUUGAAUCUGAUGGGAAUAGGCCGAAUAAGAGAGUCAGUGCUUCCGCUCGUGUCGCGGAGCUGCGUUCUAGCACAAUGUCUCUUGGUACUCAAAGAGGGCGAAAGAGAGCUCCGUUGAACUUCACCAAAGAAGACAUCGAUGAAGCUCUGGCUCGUGCCUUGCAAGCUGAGGAAUACAGGGCGAUCAACCCGAAACGACAGAAGAUUUCUCCUGGUGAAGAUAUGAGUGACGAGGAUGAUAUUACAGAGUAUGGGGCUUCGGGGUUUGAGAGCCUUGAUUCGGAGUACGAAAAAGUGCGGUCGCGUGAUAAGAAUGGCAAGACGACUUAUAGCGGCCCGCGAAUUGUUCUCGGGCCUGAUUCUGAGGAUGACAUGCUUGAUAGCGACGAUGAAUCGAUGUUCAUGGAGGAAGAGGCAACGCCGCCUCCGCCUGCGAGGAAACUUAACGCAAGAAACCCACGGUCUCGCAAAGGGACACGGGUUUCAACGAUCGGCAAGCCAUUCUGGAUGAGUAACCGUGCAUGGAGGGAACGGAAGAAGCUCGAAGGCCAGCACCCGUCUAUUAAGACAAUGUGGGAUGAAUUGAAGAAGACACCUCCGAUCACACCAGUGCCUGCCAAACAGCCUCCUGGUAUAUCUAGAACAUUGAAGUCGUUCCAGCUUGAGGGUUUGAACUGGAUGAUGCAGCAAGAAAAGUCUGAAUAUAAGGGAGGUCUGUUGGGUGAUGAGAUGGGCAUGGGGAAGACAAUACAGGCAGUCUCCCUGCUGAUGUCGGACUACCCAGUUGGAAAGCCGUCUCUUGUUGUCGUUCCUCCUGUGGCUCUUAUGCAGUGGCAGUCCGAGAUUCAGGAAUACACCAGCGGCCAACUAAAGGUUCUUGUCUACCACAACUCGAACUCCAAGAUAAAGUCUUUGAAAAAGAAGGACCUCAUGAAAUACGACGUUAUUAUGAUAUCUUAUUCUGGACUUGAGUCGAUUCAUCGGAAGGAAUUGAAAGGAUGGGCUCGCGCUGAUGGGAUUGUUAAAGAAGAUAGCGUUAUCCAUUCCAUCGAAUACCACCGUCUCAUCCUUGACGAAGCGCAUAGUAUCAAACAACGUACGACCAGUGUCGCUCGUGCUUGCUUCGCGUUGAAAGCCGCCUACAAGUGGUGCCUUUCAGGGACGCCGGUGCAGAAUCGGAUUGGGGAAUUCUUCUCGCUUUUGCGUUUCCUCGAAGUCCAGCCAUUUGCGUGUUACUUCUGUAAAGCGUGUGACUGCCGGUCUCUGCAUUGGUCUCAGGAUCGUGACAAAAAGUGUACCUCUUGCACCCACAGAGGAUUUGAUCAUGUCUCGGUUUUUAAUCAGGAGAUUCUUAACCCAAUCACCGAAAGGAACAGCAACGAUGCUCGAAAGGAGGCUUUGGACAAGCUUCGCCUGAUUACAGACAGAAUUAUGCUUAGGCGUGUGAAGAGAGAUCACACGGCGGCAAUGGAGCUUCCACCCAAACGUGUCAUCUUGCAUAACGAGUUCUUCGGCGAGAUUGAGCGUGACUUCUCCCAGAGCAUCAUGACCAACUCAACUCGACGGUUCGAUACUUAUGUUAGCCAAGGUGUCAUGUUGAACAACUACGCCAACAUCUUUGGUCUGAUCAUGCAAAUGCGUCAGGUUGCUAAUCAUCCAGACCUCAUCUUGAAGAAGCAUGCGCAGACUGGACAGAAUGUUCUCGUAUGUUGUAUCUGUGACGAGCCAGCCGAGGAAGCCAUUCGGUCUCGCUGUCGCCACGACUUCUGUCGUCGAUGUGCAAAGGAUUACAUCAAGUCGUUCGAUUCCGAUACUAUCGUUGACUGCCCCCGUUGCCAUAUCCCCCUCUCGAUUGACUUUGAGCAGCCGGAUAUCGAGCAGGAGGAGGAACAUGUCAAGAAGAACUCGAUUGUUAACCGGAUUCGCAUGGAAGACUGGACCUCCUCGACCAAGAUUGAAAUUCUUGUCUAUGAGCUUUACAAACUGAGGAGCAAGAAACAGACACAGAAGUCUAUUGUGUUCUCCCAGUUUACCUCUAUGCUGCAACUGGUGGAGUGGCGUUUGCGUCGGGCUGGCUUCAAUACCGUCAUGCUGGACGGUAGUAUGACACCAGCUCAGCGACAGAGUUCUAUUGACUACUUUAUGAAGAACGUCGAUGUUGAGGUGUUCCUGGUCUCCUUGAAAGCCGGUGGAGUUGCGCUGAACUUGACUGAGGCAUCUAGGGUGUUCAUCGUUGAUCCAUGGUGGAACCCUGCAGCUGAAUGGCAGAGUGCUGAUCGAUGCCACCGCAUUGGUCAACGACGUCCCUGUGUCAUCACUCGGUUGUGCAUUGAAGAUUCUGUGGAGUCUCGGAUCGUCCUGCUCCAAGAAAAGAAGGCUAAUUUGAUCAACGGAACGAUCAAUAAGGACCAGGGUGAUGCCCUGGAGAAGUUGACACCUGAGGACAUGCAGUUCCUCUUCCGGGGAUCUUGA